GUGGCAAGGGGUAGGGGGUGUGAAAAGGAAAGUGGGAUAGCGUGUUAUAAGGAGUUAGCGGUGGCUGGCAGUAGUAGAAUCAUAUAAAUACGAUAUCGGCGUCUCGUUAGGUUGUUGUGUUCUGGAUUUUUGUUACCUUACAUCUCUCUUACCUCAUUUAACUAUUUUCUCUUUCUUUCUUCUCUAAAACCUCAAACCGUAACACAGCUACACAUAGCUUUCGUAUUUCUAACGUAACUCCUUAUUCCUCUCUCUCUUUCCCUAAUUCCGCCAUCACUGUGCCCAAUUCCAUUUCUCCUCGCCCCAAUUCGGGGAAUUAGGGUUUCGCCCCCACUCAUCGAUGCGCCACCGUCGCUAGGGUUUUGCGAUGGCGGAAUUGGAGGAGGACCGGAUGGGGGAUUUCAAGCCCUUCUCGGAGGGCUCUUCGUGUUCGCGCUCGAUCAGCGAAACGGUGAAUGGGUCGCACCAAUUCACGAUAAAGGGGUACUCUCUCGCAAAGGGGAUGGGUGCUGGGAAGUACAUCAUGAGCGACACAUUUAGCGUCGGUGGUUACGAUUGGGCAAUUUACUUCUACCCUGACGGGAAGAACCCCGAGGACAAUUCCAUGUACGUAUCGGUCUUCAUAGCUCUCGCAAGCGAUGGAACUGACGUUAGGGCUCUGUUCAAGUUGACGCUGGUGGAUCAGAGUGAGAAGGGGAACGAUAAGGUUCAUAGCCAUUUCGAUAGGCCUCUUGAUGGUGGACCGUACACCUUGAAGUAUAGAGGCAGCAUGUGGGGUUACAAGCGUUUCUUCAGAAGAACUCUACUGGAAACUUCGGAGUAUCUAAAAGAUGAUUGCCUUGUCAUGCAUUGCACUGUUGGUGUUGUCAAAACUCGUUUUGAGGGAUCUAAACAGGGUGUUAUUGUGCCACUGUCAGACAUGGGCCGAAAUUUUAAGGACUUGCUGGACUCAGAGGUUUGUUGCGACAUAGUUUUCAAGGUUAAAAGCGAGAGCUUCAAAGCUCAUAAGUUAAUACUUGCGGCACGAUCUCCUGUGUUUAGAGCACAGUUUUUUGGACUUGUUGGGGAUCCUAGCUUAGAGGAAGUAGUGGUAGAGGAUAUCGAGCCUUUUAUCUUCAAGGCAAUGCUUCUCUUCAUUUAUUCCGACAAACUUCCUGACAUCUAUGAAGUAAUGGACUCAAUGAAUGUCUGCUCAUAUGCUGUCAUGGUGCAGCAUCUCCUGGCUGCUGCUGAUCUUUAUAAUCUUGAUCGGCUCAAACUUCUUUGUGAAUCAAAAUUGUGUGAAGAAAUCAAUACUGACAAUGUAGCCACCACACUUGCCCUGGCAGAGCAACACCACUGUCCACAGCUGAAGGCAAUCUGUUUGAAAUUUAUUGCAAAUCCAGCAAAUUUAGGAGAAACUAUUGCAAUUGAGCAUCUUGGGAUAGUAACGAAGGGAAAUAAGGAUAUUUGUCAGUUAUAGGGGAGUCACUGAAGCAUUGACAACUUUGCCACGAUUUAUUAAGAAAUAUGAUAUUUUAUCUGUAUGGAAACGGCUUCUUUGCAUGUGCAAGGGUAAGGCUGCAUGUAGUGACCCUGAUUAGCUUUUAUUUUAAAAACUGCAUUUGUUUUGGAUAGUAGACAUCAUUAACACUUUGAUGUGUCUUGUGUUAUCAAGGAGGAAUGUAUUUUAGUGGGUUAUGGUUUAUGUUGUGUUCUUCUAAUGAUAACCCAAGAGGUUUGUUACUUUGUUUGGUAAUUGUGAAUUCCUUCUUUCCCUAUUUGUAAUAUAUAUAAUGACAUUAAAAAAAAAGAUUUCUUUUUAAUGUAAGCUCUGUUUUAAAUUUUAUUUUUAUUUCUUUUAACAUUUUAGAAGAUUUCUUCCACAUGCUCCAUUGUUAUAUCUGUUGAAGAUAGAGGAAAAGAAAGAUAUGAAUAUAAGGGAACAGUAGAAGUAAACCUUGGUAGUUAGUUACAUUGAAAAGGGAUAUGAUCUUCUGGUCUGCCCUCACCCACGUGUGCAUGGACAUGAAAUACAUUAUUUUUAGGUGUAUUGUUCAUGAAACGUACGUUUUAUCCCUUUAAUAUUCUAAAAGAAAUUUCCUUAAUCUUUGGUGCUCUCCUGUACUCUGUAGUUUGUUAAGUCAUUCUGUUUAUUUAUUACCCCGUCAUUUUUCACAUUUGUUUACAUUUUACACUUAAUUUAAAUUUGUAACCCCCCUCCCCUCUCUCUCCACUCACAUGGACAAUUUUGUUUUUGUUCCCUGUCACUUUUUUAAAUAAUUGUAAUUUUUUUUUAUAAUUUAAAUUUAACGUGUUUGAUCGUUUUUGUUAGCUGUUUCUUUUUUUACCUCGUGUCUUAUGACUAAUCAGAUGUCCUUACAUUUUUCUUCUUUACUCUCUGUUAAUUGAUGUUAGGAUAAAUGGAACUGGUGGUGUGUCCAUUUUCCAUAUUUUGUUAUUUUGUUUAUUGACUCGAUUUCAAGUAGUUGGUUUGUGAAAUGAAUUGUCAUAGUGUGAUUCAGUUUGUUGUACUAGUGAAAAUAA
This is a messenger RNA of Vigna angularis (adzuki bean), 2526 nucleotides long. RefSeq names its product BTB/POZ and MATH domain-containing protein 3. NCBI's taxonomy places the organism in Eukaryota, Viridiplantae, Streptophyta, Magnoliopsida, Fabales, Fabaceae. The record is from RefSeq and is a predicted model, not a curated record. Gene Ontology annotation, molecular function: protein binding. Gene Ontology annotation, biological process: protein ubiquitination. Bases 368 to 1462 code for a protein of 364 amino acids. The transcript is spliced from 4 exons.